AUGGCCCACAGGUACGCGCGCCGCUUCACCGUGUCCCCGGUCACCGUGGCAUGCAUCGCCGCGCUGGUCGGGCGCGCCGCGCGGGAACUGCCCGCCGCGGAGGCCGCGGGGCUCGCGGCGCGGGUGAAGCGGGGCCUUGCACACUCGAGGCUGAGGCUGGCCCAGUGCUUGGACUGGGCAAACCUGCCGGCCGCGGUCGCCGAGGCGCUGGCCCCCGAGGUGCGGCCGCCGGCGCAGCCGCGGAGGUUGGCCUCGUUCGGCCUGCCGCCCGGCGGCGUGCCGCGGUGGGCGUGGCGGGCGCACCCGCAAGUGGUGCUGGUCUGGUGCAGCGCACGCGCGCUCGAGGGCGCGUUGGCCGGCGGCGUCCGCCUCGAG
Messenger RNA from Prorocentrum cordatum, 375 nucleotides. Lineage: Eukaryota; Dinophyceae; Prorocentrales; Prorocentraceae. The record is from the annotation of a GenBank genome assembly.